AUGCCGCGCGAGGUGGCGUAUCAGAUCGUGGCGGACAUGCUGGAGAUGGACGGCAAGCCACGCCUCAACCUGGCGUCGUUCGUGACGACGUGGAUGGAGCCCGACGCCGAGCGCCUCAUGACCGCCUCGCUCAACAAGAAUGCUAUUGAUCUCGCCGAGUACCCCGCCUGCGCGCACAUCCAGGAGCUGUGUUUGAACAUGCUGGCGAGGCUGUAUCACGCGCCGCUGACCGAGGGGCAGACGGCCGUGGGCACGGCCACCAUCGGCAGCAGCGAGGCCAUCAUGCUCGCAGGCCUGGCAAUGAAGCGGCGGUGGGCAAAGUUUCGCAAAGACAAGGGCCUCACAACCGACAGCCCCAACCUGGUGGUGGGUGCCAACACACAUGUGGUAGUCGAAAAAUUCGCCAAUUACUUUGACGUGGACCUGCGCAUGGUGCCCGUCACACCCGAGUGCCCCUGCCUGCGGGUGGACGAGGCGGUGAAGCUGUGCGACGAGAGGACCAUUGGCGUGGUGCCCAUUCUGGGGAGCACCUACACGGGGCACUUUGAGGAUGUCAAGGGGCUGGACGAGGGGCUCCGGGCUCUGGAUUUGCCACACGGCUGGCAGGUUCCCAUCCACGUGGACGCAGCGAGCGGCGGCUUCGUGGCCCCGUUCCUCUACCCCUCCCUGGCCUGGGACUUCCGCCUGCCCUCCGUCCUGUCCAUCAGUGCGAGCGGGCACAAGUACGGGCUCACGUACCCGGGCAUCGCGUGGCUGCUGUUCAGAAAUGAGCGCUGCCUGCCGCAGGAGCUGAUUUACCACGUGGACUACCUGGGCGAGGACCAGCCCACCUUCACGCUCAACUUCUCGCGAGGAGCGGCGCAGAUAGUCGGGCAGUACUACCAGUUCCUUCGCCUCGGCUUCAAGGGAUACCGGCGGGUGAUGGAGAACUGUGCCGAGGUGGCGGAUUCUCUGCGGGAGCAGCUGGAGGCAACGGGCAUGUUCCACAUUGUAUCCGAUGCCAACAUGGGCAUCCCCCUCGUCGCCUUCCGCUUCAAACCAAGCUCCCCAUACGCACAUCUGUCGGAGAGAGAGCUGACUGACGACCUGAGGAGGCACGGGUGGAUCCUGCCUUCCUACCAGAUGCCGCCUAACAUGCAUGUGCGCUGUGGGGCAGGGGGGGGGGGGAAAUGGGGAUGGUAG
This is a messenger RNA of Closterium sp. Yama58-4, 1182 nucleotides long. Lineage: Eukaryota; Viridiplantae; Streptophyta; Zygnematophyceae; Desmidiales; Closteriaceae. The record is from the annotation of a GenBank genome assembly.